AAUACAACGGCAACUGGGAUUGAGCGUGAACUCGAAAAUAUGUUUAAAUAGACCAAUUUCACCCAAAAGUAGAUCAACUUUGUGGAUGCUCUUAAAUGGAAGUCGGGUUGGGGAAGCUAUGUAAGACCACUAGAGGCCACUAGACUCCUGCAAAUGACAUAUUUCACUAAAGAAAACUACAAAUGUAUCAUGUAAUGGAAGCUAAUGUCUCGAUUCUAAUCAGCUAUGGCGAAGGAGCAAGCAAAAAACAACAAUCAAAGAGUAUGGAAAAGAUAUGUCCGGUUGUGCACAGCAGGCUUUUAGUUUCUGCUCGCUGGCAGAAGACAGCUGAUGAGUCCUGCACUAUCAACGUCUUCACCAAUGGACAAAUUCUGGUUCCACCUGCUCGGGUGCGCAUCCCUAAGUAUACUCUUCGGAGCUGGGAAAAAGUUUUAACCAUGGUCGCUGAGAAAGUUAACCUUCGUACUGGUGCGGUAAUCAGGCUCUGCACACUCGAUGGAUGUGCAAUAUGUGGUUCCUAUGAGUUGCAGAACCACCAGUAUUAUGUUGCUGUUGGAGCGGAAAAGUUUAAAGCACUUCCAUACAGCCAGUGUGUCCCUGGCAGAGAUAUAAUGAGGAGAAACAUUGUUGAACACAGUGACAUAAAUCCCGCUGCUCGUAAGAAGAGACAUGCAAAGACCGUGUUUCCGAUCGGCAGCUUUGGAGAGGACCUUGAGAACGCAGGCAGGGGUCGGAUCAAGAAAGACACGGCCCAGUCAGAGAGAUCCAACCAACAAAGACAGGUUUCCACAAACCCAGUUUCUCUCUCCAUAGGAGAGGGCAGUGUGUUCAAUGCACAAAACAAAAGAAGUGAGAUUGUGGGAGCCGCGGAGGUGCCAGACGACCGGCAGUUGAAAGUGGACCUGCCAAUUGAUCAGGUGGAGGCCAAGACUGUCGACGAGGACGGGAGUUGUUCGACGAAUCCCAGUGUGACCCCCCGCCAUGACUCAGGCAGCUCAACCCUGCUUAAGUCUCCAGCGGCAGGUUCCACUGAGAAUGGGACUCAGGAGAGAGCGGCGACUUCUCGGCUGGUUGGACCACGGUCACGGAUGUCCCGCUUUCUCAAGGGAGCACAGUGAUAUUCCAUCUGAAGAAACACUGGACCAAAGUAGCGCUCAAGGACGUGGAAGCCUCCGCCAAAACUCCGGGUCUCCUCCACUCAGACGCUCCUGGCCGCCCGUGGGACUUUUCGUCUGAGCGAGCGAUGGGUUUGAACUUGCUCUCCACUCGGGAGAAAAUCAAAUCCUCGUGCACUUUCAUCAGCUGUCAGAGUCGGACGGAUAUUUCUGCCGGGCCAGACAGGAAAUGAGGCUGUUCAGUUCCAGCUUCUCGCAGGGCUCUUGUCAUUUAGUCUUGCUUUGCUACAGAUGUUCUAUCAAAGUAAGCCAUUGUUGGGAUCUGUCUCCUUAAAAGCUAAAUGCUUCCAUUCAGCACUCCCAAAAUACUGCGCCGCUCCUCUUUCAUCUCUGCUGCUCUCGCUCAUCUCCUGUCUCGCUCUGCCUCCACGCUGAUAUCGUGACUUCAUUUGGGCCUGAGUUGGCUUCAAGCACAAAAUCAAUUCCCAAAAGGUCAGCCGGGGUCAGCGGCCGAGCCGGAACCGGAGCAAAGUGGAUUACUGGUUAUCGUGCAGCCAACACGGCCUCCGUAUCGGGACAUCCGUGACCCAGAUAUGGCAUCGGCAUUAUGCACCAGGAGACAAUCUCAAGGUAUGAAAUGUGGCAAAGGCGUGUGCGGACGAAGAAGCAAAACACAUUCAUUCAGUUAUUCUCUGCUGAGAAUUCAAUGUUUUUCAUUCCCAGAUUCCACAGGAGGAGCGACGCAAUUUCUAUGCUUUCACCAUGAGCUUAAUAUAUAUAUGUGCGGCGCUUUCAUUCCAAGAGAAAGCUCCCAACUCAAAUGUGUAAAUCCACUGUGAAGCAAAUAUCAGGGAAGAAAUGAUUUCAAGAGGCAGUGGUUGAUACUGGAGGUGGAUGGAACGUCCAGCACUGUGGGCUGGUUGGAUGUUGAAGGGCUCAGGCAGCUGUCGGACCAGGAACUGGGAUCCAACUUAAAAUACUGUAUCAUAUGAAAUACAUUCACAUGUGUCCAAUAUUUAUUUUUCUAACUAAGAAUUGCAGUCUGACAAAAUUGUAUGUUAAAUGAUGCAUAUUUUUUUGUGUCAUGUCAUAGGGCCCCAUUCUGUGCAAAAGGGAAAAAAAAAACAAGGUUAGGCUUUUUACUUUAUGUAUUUAUUAUUUUAUUUCUAGUAUAGCAUUAUUAAAGAACUGAAAAUACAGUACUUAAAAUAUGUAUAAUUUAUAGAAUUUUACGUGGUAUAGUUUUAAGAGUUACAAAAAUAAAAAAGUGGGAAAAAUGUCAUACUUAUAAGAAAGAAAUAUCUGAGGGAAAACAAAUAAUUUGACACCGAUUAAAACGUAUUAAAACAAAAUAUCUGGGUGCGAUAUUAAUUUAUAAACAGUUGGAAAAAUUCACAAAUGCACAUGAAUUAAUUCAAUUACCGUUAAAAAAAUAAAGAAGAAAAAGGCAUGAAAAUGAUUUUAAAUAAAAUUAUUUCAUUUUUAAAUCCAAUUUAAAUGUUUGUCUCUCUUUUUUCAUGCAUUAAAAUAAAUUGAAAAAUAAAGAAUAAUAAAGAAAAAAAAAGCAUUCAUAAAUGCAAGAAGCUUGCAACCGUCUACUGAAUACCAAACAAAGGAACAUUUCCAGGGUCAACUUCUGCACUGAAAUCAUAAAGGAUAG
Molecule: messenger RNA, 2775 nt
Organism: Synchiropus splendidus (mandarinfish)
Lineage: Eukaryota; Metazoa; Chordata; Actinopteri; Syngnathiformes; Callionymidae
Product: doublecortin domain-containing protein 2
Exons: 11
Coding region: 183-1118 (311 amino acids)
Biological process (GO): intracellular signal transduction
Cellular component (GO): microtubule organizing center; microtubule
Source: RefSeq, a predicted model, not a curated record